AAACACAAACUACUAGCAUCCAUCUCUUCAUCCCUCCCAAGUCUCUCGAAACAUCCCUCAUACCGCUCUCUAGGUCCUGCCCCUAACCAUCACCAAUCGCUUCUCUGCCCUCCAACGAGCUAUGACCGACCACGACCAUGACCCCAUAGCCUCCGCCAAAGCCCAAGAAGCAACCCACAACUUCGCCAUCCGCCACGCCACCCUCGCCGACAUCCCCGCGCUGCAGAGCAUGAUCGAAGCAUCGCUGCGCGCCCUGGGGUCGACGCACUACACGCAAGCCGAGCUCGACGGCUCGAUAGGGUAUCUGUUCGGCCCGGAUACAUUGCUGCUUCAUGACCGCACAUACUUCAUCAUCCACCCCACCUCCUCGCCAGACGUAAUCUGCGCAUGCGGCGGCUGGUCCUUCAGACGGACGCUGUACGGCGCGGACACAGCGCCGGGGCGCAUGCCCGAAGCACGGGAUCCGCAGUGCGAGCGUGCGAGCAUACGCGCUAUUUUCACGCAUCCGGAGUGGGCGCGCAAGGGGCUGGGGACGAUGAUGAUGCGGCAUUGCGAGGAGCGGGCGCGGGAGGGCGGGUUUGGGAGGCUGGAGAUGGGGGCGACGUUGAGUGGGGUCGCGCUGUAUGAGCGGUGUGGGUAUGAGAGGAGUGGGAAGGAGGAUUGUGUGAGGUGUCCGAAUGGGGAGGGCAUUCGGGUUGUGCAUAUGGUUAAGGAUCUAGAAACUAAUGGGAUGGAAGAGAAGGGGAUUAAUGGAGCUUGAGCAAACUAAUAGCAAUUUAGACCUGUGACUUUUCCGAGCGCUUCGAUGAUAUCCUCCCUACAUGAAUUGAACUUGG
Trematosphaeria pertusa is the source of this 836-nucleotide messenger RNA. Its product is annotated as acyl-CoA N-acyltransferase. NCBI's taxonomy places the organism in Eukaryota, Fungi, Ascomycota, Dothideomycetes, Pleosporales, Trematosphaeriaceae. The transcript is spliced from 2 exons. Gene Ontology annotation, molecular function: acyltransferase activity, transferring groups other than amino-acyl groups. Bases 122 to 760 code for a protein of 212 amino acids. The record is from RefSeq and is a predicted model, not a curated record.